AAGUCUCCCAACAUCACACACGUCUUCAACAUCAACACAUGUAGAAGUCUUUCAACAUCAGCAAGUCUCCCAACAUCAGCACAGAAGUCUCUCCCCAACAUCAACAACACAGAAAAGUCUCCCCAGCAACAACACACAGAAGUUCCCCAGCAACAACACAGAAGUGUCUCCUCAACAUCAACACAGAAGUCUCCCCAACAUCAACACAGAGUAGAAGCCUCCCCAACAUCAACACAGAAGUCUCCUAACAUCAACACAGAAGUCUUCAACAUCAGCACAGUAGUCUCCCAACAUCAGUCCUCCCAACAACAACAACAAAUACAGAAGUCUCCCAACAACACAGAAGUUCCCCAACAACAACAACACAGAAGUUCCCCAACAUCAACACAGAAGUUCUCAACAUCAGCACACAGAAAUCUCCCAACAUCAACACAGAAGUCUUCAACAUCAGCACAGAAGUCUCCUAACAUCAACACAGAAGUCUCUAACAUCAACAUACACAGAAGUCUCUCAACAUCAGCACAGAAGUCUCCAAACAUCAACACAGAAGUCUCCCAACAUCAACAGACAGAAGUCUUCAACAUCAACACAGAAGUCUCCCAACAACACAGAAGUCGCCCAACAUCAACACAGAAGUCUCUCAACAUCAGCACAGCCUCCCAACAUCAACACAGAAGUCUCAACAUCAACACAGAAGUCUUCUCAACAUCAGCACAGAAGUCUCCAAACAUCAACACAGAAGUCUUCCCCAACAUCAACACAGAAGUCUUCUCAACAUCAAUACAGAAGCUUUCAUCUCCCAACAUCAACACAGAAGUCUUCUCAACAUCAACACAGAAGUCUUCCUCAACAACAACACAGAAGUUUCCUGCAACAUCAACACAAAGCCCCUAA
This is a messenger RNA of Homarus americanus (American lobster), 894 nucleotides long. RefSeq lists its product as uncharacterized. The record is from RefSeq and is a predicted model, not a curated record. The annotation marks the transcript as partial. The transcript is spliced from 6 exons. Lineage: Eukaryota; Metazoa; Arthropoda; Malacostraca; Decapoda; Nephropidae.